Messenger RNA from Cyphellophora europaea CBS 101466, 1584 nucleotides. RefSeq lists its product as uncharacterized. The transcript has 3 exons. NCBI's taxonomy places the organism in Eukaryota, Fungi, Ascomycota, Eurotiomycetes, Chaetothyriales, Cyphellophoraceae. The record is from RefSeq and is a predicted model, not a curated record. Bases 1 to 1584 code for a protein of 527 amino acids. Gene Ontology annotation, molecular function: oxidoreductase activity, acting on paired donors, with incorporation or reduction of molecular oxygen; iron ion binding; heme binding.
AUGUUAGAAGAGAUACUAUAUUCGCUGCUGGCCAAGUGGCCUUUGGUGCUCGUUGUUGCUCUAGUAGCCGUCUGUGUUGGGAAUUACUUCAACCAUGGUCUCAACAAAUAUCCAGGUCAUCCUCUGGCUAAAGUCACAGACUGGUGGCGAUUCUACGAUGUCUGGAACCGCCGACCUGACAUCACACAUCUCGCUCUUCACCGGAAACAUGGCGACAUCGUACGCCUGGGUCCCAACUCCCUAUCUUUCGCCAAUCCAAAAGCCCUCAAACAGAUUUACGGCCUCAACAAAGGCAUGGUGAAAUCCGGCUUCUACCCUGUCCAACAAGCUGUCUCCAAUGGACACCGCCUGCCCUCCCUGUUCUCCACCACCGAUGAGGCUUACCAUGCCCAACUCCGCCGCUCCGUCAACAACGCCUUCUCCAUGUCCACCCUCGUGCAGUACGAGCCCCUCGUCAACGAAGUGCUGGACAAGUUCCUCUCACAGACCGAAGCCAUCUACGUGCGUACCGGCGAGACAUGCAACUUCGCAAAAUGGCUCCAAUUCCUCGCUUUCGAUGUCAUCGGCCAGAUCACCUACAGCACUCCCCAUGGCUUUGUCUCCAAGAACACCGAUAUCGAGGGCAUGAUCGCCUACCUGGCCCGACUCUUCAGCUACGUUGCCCCAGUCGGCCAGGUCCCUUGGCUAGACCUGCUCUUCCUCAAGAACCCUCUCAUCCUCCUACUGGACCGACUGGGCGUCAAACUCUUCGCCUUUCCCGUCACCACUUUCGCCAAGGCCCGCAUGUCCGAACGCCUUUCGGAGGUAGCCAAGAACCGCGAAGCAGGCGGCGACCCAGAUCCCAACCCAUCCGGCCGUGCCGACCUGCUCUCUAUGUUCCUCAAAGCCCAAGCCGACCGGCCCGAAUUCAUGACUGAUGCCCGCGUCCUCACCAUGGCCGUAAGCAUGACCUUCGCCGGCAGCGAAACGACCGCUAUCUCCCUCAGCGCCGUCUUCUACUACCUCUUGCGCAACCCACGCUGCUACGCGAAGCUGAUGGCCGAGCUCGACUCCGCCGUCAGCAACGGCACGGUCGAGAACCGUGCCAACGGCGCCGUCUCUUGGGCCGAGAGCCAGACCCUGCCUUACCUGGACGCCUGCAUCAAGGAGGCCUUCCGCGUACACCCCGCCGCGGGCUUACCACUAGAGCGUAUCGUGCCCAAGCAGGGCAUGGAGAUCGAUGGCGAAUGGAUCCCUGGCGGCACCAUCGUGGGCUGCAACGCGUGGGUCAUCCACAAGCGGCCCGAGGUGUUUGACCCGAACCGAAAGUAUGACGUUGACGAGUAUGUGCCGGAGCGGUGGCUCGAGGUGGAUAAAGAGCAACUCAAAGCAAUGGACGGCACGCUCUUCCAGUUCGGCGCCGGGUCAAGGACGUGUAUUGGCAAGAACAUCUCUCUGCUUGAGAUCUACAAGCUGGUCCCCAGCUUUCUGCGCAGGUUCGAGGUCGAGUUCGCCGACCCCUCGCAAGACUGGAAGCUGCAUAACGCAUGGUUCGUGGCGCAGCGGAACUUCAACGUCAAGUUCAAGGUGCGGAGUUUGGAAUAG